Molecule: messenger RNA, 2673 nt
Organism: Dryobates pubescens (Downy woodpecker)
Lineage: Eukaryota; Metazoa; Chordata; Aves; Piciformes; Picidae
Gene: RIC8A
Product: RIC8 guanine nucleotide exchange factor A
Exons: 11
Coding region: 550-2169 (539 amino acids)
Biological process (GO): G protein-coupled receptor signaling pathway
Cellular component (GO): plasma membrane; cytoplasm
Molecular function (GO): guanyl-nucleotide exchange factor activity; G-protein alpha-subunit binding
Source: RefSeq, a predicted model, not a curated record
AUGGCGGCUGGCGGCCGCCGGUGCCCGGUGCCUGCCGGCGCCUCCGCCGCGGGCGUGAGCGGCUGCCGGUGUGCCGGGGGGCAGCAGGACCCCUGCGCCUUGUCUGUCCGUGCCGUUCCCCGGCCCCGCCGCUCCCGCCGGGGCUGCUCGGCGGAGCCCCCGUCGGGGAGGGCCGGGCCAGGAAAUGAGGCAGGCAGCCGGGGGCGGCCGGGAGGAAGGUACCGGCGCUUCCCUCCCAUCCCGCGGCCGCCCCUCUGCCCCUGCCCGGGCUGCCCGCAGCCGCCGGGCCUUGACUCCCGGCCCGCCGCUGGGGCUGGCGGGGCCGGACGGGCGGCGGCUGGAGCCCCCCGAGCGUCCCUGGGUCGGGGUCCCCGGCUGGGGUCGGACCCAGCGUCAGCCCCGCGGCCCCGGCCCGCUGCGGCCGCCUCCGAGGGACUGCAGACAGCUGUGAUCGAGGUCCCUCUGCAUCACUGACACCCAGGAGCCCUGGAAGCCUCUCGCUCCCCUCCCCCUGCCUUCACCUCCUGCCGUGGCUGAGCUGCUGGGAUAAUGGAGCUCAGGGCUGUGGUGGCCACCUUGGAAAGCGGGGAGCAAGACACAGUCCUCAAGGUGCUUCAGAUCUACAACCAGGAGAAGGCUCAGUGCUUCACCUUCGACGAUGAGGAGCGGGAAGAGAGGAAGAAAAUGGCCCAGCUGCUGAUCAAGUUCCUGGAGAGAGAGCUGCAGCCCUCCUGCCAGGUCACCUGCUUGGAAAGCAUCCGCAUCCUGUCCCGGGACAAGCACUGCCUCGGCCCGUUCACCACCAAGGAGGGGCUGCAGACCCUCUCCCGGCACGCCGGCAUCGAGUGCUCGGAGGAGCUGCUGCGGGCGGUGCCGGACGCGGAGGUGGUGCUGGAGUCGCUGAAGUGCCUCUGCAACCUGGUGUUCAGCAGCGGCGCGGCGCAGGCGCUGGCGGCCGAGGCGCGGCUGCAGGAGGGGCUGGCGCGGCGCAUCCGGCUGCACAACGAGCGCAGCCUCCCGCACCAGGUGCGCUUCUUCGACCUGCGCCUGCUCUUCCUGCUCACCGCCCUGCGGCUCGACGUGCGCCAGCAGCUGGCCCGGGAGCUGCGCGGCGUCGGGCUGAUGACGGACGCGCUGGAGCUGACCCUGGCCGUGGAGUGGAUGGAUCCCUACCAGGUGGCCAGCGGGGAGGGGCUGCCGCCGCCGCUGCCCCGGCAGGAGACCGAGCGAGCCAUGGAGAUCCUCAAAGUGCUCUUCAACAUCACCUUCGACUCCAGCAAGAGGGAGGUGGAUGAGGAAGAUGCUGCUUCAUACAGGCACCUGGGGGCCCUCCUGCGCCACUGCCUGAUGAUCUCUGCCGACGGAGAGGAGCGGACGGAGGAGUUCCACAGCCACACUGUGAACCUCCUGGGCAACCUGCCCCUGAAGUGUCUGGAUGUCCUCCUGACCCCCAAGGUCCGCCCAGGCUCCCUGGAGUACAUGGGGGUCAACAUGGACGCGGUCAGCAUCCUGCUGGACUUCCUGGAGCGCCGCCUGGACAGGGGCCACAAGCUGAAGGAGAGCUUGACCCCGGUGCUGAACCUGCUGACGGAGAGCGCCCGAGUCCACCGCCAGACCAGGAAGUUCCUGAAGGCAAAGGUGCUGCCGCCGCUGCGGGACGUGCGGAACCGGCCCGAGGUGGGGAGCUCGCUGCGCAACAAGCUGGUGCGGCUGAUGACUCACAUCGACACCGACGUCAAGCACUGCGCCGCCGAGUUCCUCUUCGUGCUCUGCAAGGAGAGCGUGUCACGCUUUGUCAAGUACACAGGCUACGGGAACGCCGCCGGGCUGCUGGCCGCGCGCGGCCUCAUGGCCGGCGGGAGGGAGGAGGGAGAGUACUCGGAGGAUGAGGACACCGACACCGAGGAGUACAAGGAGGCAAAGCCCAACAUCAACCCCGUGACAGGCCGUGUGGAGGAGAAGCUGCCCAACCCCAUGGAGGGCAUGACUGAGGAGCAGAAGGAGUACGAAGCCAUGAAGUUGGUCAACAUGUUUGACAAGCUCUCCAGGGAGCAGGUGAUCCAGCCCAUGGGCAUCACACCGAGUGGCACCCUGGCACCCAUGGAGAACGCCAUCCGCAGCAUGGCCGACGAGAGGGACUCCUCCGACUCGGACCUGGGGCUGGACUGACCCCUGCCCCUGCCCCAGCCCCACGGAGCUGGGCAGCCUCUGCCUGCCCCCCCUCCAGAGCUGGUGCUGCACCAGAGCCCGGUGCUGGGCCAGGACUCUCCCUGUGGGAUCUGGAUCCGGCCUGGGCCCCUCACCGUCCUCCGCCAGGAACAGCUCCUGCCUCCCUCCCGGCUCCACCACACCUCCUGCCAGAGGUCUCCACGGCCUGGCCCCACCUCAGCCUCUCCUCUCAGCACCUCUGAGGAUCCCACACUGAAACUGCUUCCAGGACUCUCCAGUAGGACUUUUUGGGUUAAAGUGCAGGAUGUUUGGGCAGAGGGAGCGAGGGGGGAAGGCUCUUUGCCAGGGCAUUGAGGCUCAGCAGGGCAGCUCAGGUCUGUGCCAGUGCUCCUGCGUUGCCCCUGCGGUGGGAGCUGCUCCCCAGGAGCGCAGGCAGGACAGGGGUGGCUGCAGCGGGGUGCUAGGGGCUGCUCCUGGGAUCCAGGGGUUGCAGGGUGGCCCAGC